AACAGCAUCAGUUCAUCAGCACUAACUAAUCAGUCAUAGCUAUGAAGUUCACCUGCGCCCUGCUCCUUUUGGCCACCGUGGCAUUCGUCCUGGUUGGCCAGUCCAGUGCGGCCAGUUCCACAACCACGACGGAGGCGGCGACCACCACCACCGCAGCCACUACCACUACCACCACCACAGCUUCUUCCACGGCCAGCAAAGCCACGACAGAGGCUUCCUCCACAUCCGCAAAAAAGAAGCACGUGAUCCACUACAAGCGCAGGGUUAACCGGCCCAAGAAGGUCAGGAAGGUCCGGCGCAAUAGGAGCAGGAGGAACACCAAUUAAAUCCGUACAAACACUUGCGACCUGAUCCAGAACCACCAGUUACCAACCCCCCCAACUACCAACUUCCCUUAAUCCUUAAUCCCAUCCCAAAAUGGCUUUAUAAUUUUAUUUUAUUUACUU
Molecule: messenger RNA, 446 nt
Organism: Drosophila gunungcola (fruit fly)
Lineage: Eukaryota; Metazoa; Arthropoda; Insecta; Diptera; Drosophilidae
Product: protein new-glue 1-like
Exons: 1
Coding region: 42-326 (94 amino acids)
Source: RefSeq, a predicted model, not a curated record